Messenger RNA from Symbiodinium sp. CCMP2456, 744 nucleotides. The record is from the annotation of a GenBank genome assembly. Lineage: Eukaryota; Dinophyceae; Suessiales; Symbiodiniaceae.
GACAUCAGCGACCACGAGAACCUCAUGAGCAAGCUCAAGGGCACGAAGUCCUUCCUUUCUGCCCCGGAGUCCAGCUGCGAGAGGGCCCUAGUCGCCAACGUGGACAUCUUGGCCAUCUUCAUCGACAUUCCCCCGGAGAACGAGUCGAAGUCGAGGGGCAAGGUCGUCCGGGUGAGGAGGGUCGACGCAAUCGAGUACGUCCUCGACCGCUGCGUGAAGUCUGCCACAGUGAAGAUGACCGACGGCAGCAUUCGCAGCGAAGCGAAGUCGAUAAGUCGAUUAUUGACAUAUCACAAACGCUUGGCAGAGAGGAGUGCUCACCAACGGCAUCCGGCGGUUCAGCACCUCACAGCCGAGCUGCUGGAGAAAUGCGAGUUUUUCCACAGACGGCCUCAACCCUUGGUCGAUGAUGAUGCGGAAUCACUAGCGGCAGUCGAGGACACGCCGCCGGUCGUCCAGGAAGAGGAGCAGGUAGUCGCCCAGUUAGUGGACCAGGUGAGCGGCAAGACCCUGUUCUCCCACAAAUCAGAGUCGGAGGACCAGCUCGUGGCCAUCUCCAACGAAAUCGUCACCAAACUCGACAAGGACCCCACCUUGCUGCCUGCCGACUUGCGGUAUUACGCGAAGGAGAAACUGGCUGACUUGGACUACGGCAGCAGGAUGGAGUCGGAGUCAUUGGCCGACGGCGGAGCCAGAAGUGACUCGGAGUCGUUGGCAGAGGGUGUUCCUGAAGGUCGCAGGUGA